Messenger RNA from Rhinocladiella mackenziei CBS 650.93, 258 nucleotides. RefSeq lists its product as uncharacterized. The record is from RefSeq and is a predicted model, not a curated record. Lineage: Eukaryota; Fungi; Ascomycota; Eurotiomycetes; Chaetothyriales; Herpotrichiellaceae. The coding region runs from base 1 to 258 and encodes 85 amino acids. The transcript has a single exon.
AUGCAUAACAGCAAGGAGCUCAAGGGCGACAGCAUCAAUGAGACCGGCCUUCAACAGGGCAAAAUAUUCGUUGAAAAUGCGGACAACCUUCGUCGACGUCUAAACAGCCGCCAGAUCCAACUUAUCGCCAUCGGAGGUUCCAUUGGCACGGCGCUGUUCGUGAGCAUUGGAAUGGUCUUGCCGCAGGAGGCCCUGGCAGCUUAUUUAUUGCCUAUGUUCUCUACUCCUGUGUGGUGGCCUGUGUCAACAACUGUAUAG